UUAAUUUUUUCAAAGUAUUUCUUCAGAAAUAAAAAAUGCCGCAUAAAAAGAUGUCUACCCCGAAGCGCGGGAAGAAGACGACUAAGAAGGAACCUAAAGUUGAAAUACAGGAGGAAAAAGUAGAAGUGGAGGAAGAGGAAGAGACCAUGGCUAAGAUUGAGCAAUAUAUGGAAGAAACUAACGGUUUGACGAGUGUUAUGAGAAAAGAAGUAAUCAACGGAGUAAAUUGCUAUUACCGGAGUUGUCCGUACUGUUCUGCUGAUGAUGUGAAGGACCUUGUCUCCCAUAUUAAAGUGAACCACAAGGGGAAACCCUGGGUUGGAAUAAGAACCCCCUGUCCAAUAGAUGGGUGUGGGAAAACAGUUGUAGACAUUCAGAACCAUAUGAGGAAUGUUCACAACAAGAUUAAGAACUUCUCCUGUAACCAAUGCUCUCAACUCUUUAUAAGCCAAGCUAGGCUUCAGGCUCAUAUAAACGGAGUUCACAUGAAACUUAGGAAGGAUUGCCCACACUGCGGUUCUUCAGUCAAGGCUCCGUAUCUGGAACAGCAUAUUCGGAAGAUGCAUGGAAAAGUAAAACCUAGAAUAGAUUGCUCGGCCGGAUGUGGGAAGUCCUACACCUGCAAGGCGGACAUGGACCGGCAUUACCUACGUAAACAUCUGAACUACAAAGUGAAGUGCGAGUUCUGUGAUAAACAAUUAGCUCCGGAUGAGAUGGGAAGACACGUCAGGAAGGAUCAUCAUGGCAUAUUUUCACACUACUGUAAAUUCUGUCAAGCAGGGUUUAAUUACGACCGGUCUCUUAGUUUCCAUAUUAAUUCUGUGCACACUGGUCUCCAGUUCUCAUGCAAGAUGUUGACGGAGACCAAAACUGGACCUUGUGGGAAAACGUUUAGAACUGAGUAUGGAGUUAUUGAGCACAUAAAGAAGCAUUUUGAAAAGGACCACAAAGUGGAGUGUGGGAUAUGUAAAUCUUCAGUCUACUCCUGUUAUCUUUCAGAACACUCAUUAGAGCACUCCAAAGAAAAGAUCUCUUGUGACCUGGAAGGCUGUUGUGAAAUGCUUUCUCGGCGUGAAGAAAUGUUUAAACAUUUCCACGAGGCUCACUCAGUUCUCAUGGAAAACCUGGAGUGGUGUCAACAAUGUAAUAAACCUGUCUUUCAACUCUCAGUCCACGUAAAGAGUUUCCAUGAAGAGUGUGAGUGGAGUGACCGUGAGCUGUUACCUGUCUAUGGAGUUAGCUUAGGACAGAUGUGUGAGGAGGAAGGAUGUAAACUCUUCUUUCAAAGCAAAAACGCACUAAAUAGGCAUAGAAGUAAGUUUCACAACAAGCCUACCCGUGUUAAAUGUGAAAUCUGUGGUAAACUAAUCCGUAAUGUAGAACAACAUCAUCGAGACUACCACGCAGCAGAGAAGGUUCAUACUUGUGAUGUUUGUGGAAAAGGAUUUCACGCUCUAGAUAAAUUGAGAAUACACAAGAGAGUUCACACCAAAUCGAAGGAGAUGUGUGACAUCUGCUCCGAGGAGUAUACCAACCUCAAGCAGCACGUGGAGAGCGUCCACCAGAUGAUCAAGAAGUACGCGUGCGAGGUGAAAGGAUGCACAACAAAGUUUAACAGCAGCUACGCGCUAAUAAAGCACCAACUUCACGUCCACGAAGGAUUACGCUACAAAUGCGAGCUCUGCAACAAAGAGGUUGCAAGCCUCAAAAGCCACAUCAAACUUGUUCACGAGAAAGUGCGCGCACAUACUUGUCCUGAAUGCAAGAAAGGGUUCCAGACAACAGCACAUUUGAAGAAUCACAUUUCACGGGUCCAUCUGAAGGUUCGGGAUAAGUGUCCGGACUGUGGGAAAGAAGUUCAAGAUUUACGGAACCAUCAAUACUAUGUUCAUCUUAAACAGAGAAACUAUCCCUGUGAUCAGUGUGAUACACGUUGUUUCACAAGCAGUGGAUUAAGACUACACAUUCAAAGUGUUCACCUGGGCGAAAAGCACAAGUGCCCUGAUUGCGGGGGGAAGUUUGUGAGAGGUUUUAUGAACGGACAUCGGAAAAACUGCUUUGCUUCCUCAUCGUAUGCUAAAUCUCAGUGUACUAUUUGCUUAAAAAGAUUUGUGACUGAGUCAAAGCUGACAAGACACGUCGAGAUAUAUCAUCAGGGGAUGAUGAAAUUGAAAGAUGAGGUCUAAGAGAUAUCGAUGAAAGGAGAUACGAAAUAAAUAAUUACUUAAUUAAGUUAAAUAAAAUACCUCAAGGAAAAAAACUGU
Eurytemora carolleeae is the source of this 2264-nucleotide messenger RNA. Its product is annotated as zinc finger protein 729. The transcript has 15 exons. The coding region runs from base 36 to 2186 and encodes 716 amino acids. Gene Ontology annotation, biological process: regulation of transcription by RNA polymerase II. Gene Ontology annotation, cellular component: chromosome. Gene Ontology annotation, molecular function: chromatin insulator sequence binding. The record is from RefSeq and is a predicted model, not a curated record. Lineage: Eukaryota; Metazoa; Arthropoda; Copepoda; Calanoida; Temoridae.